AAACCAGUUUUGCAGAGCCUCAGGUCAGUUGGUGAACUUUACUAAGUCACAUUCCUCCCUCCGGUCCCCUCACGCCCCAGUUUGGCUUAAUAAAAGAAGACAUGGUAGGAUUUUGGGCAUUUUCCCCUUCACUUGCCCUCGAAGGUCUCACUCCGUUGUCUCGUCCGACUCUCUCUCUGCGCCUCUUCAAGAUGCUCGCCUUCCCUUCCUCAAAAUCUUGCUCAACUGCAAAACCAGUGCCUCCGAAUCUUCACUUAUCUCUCUCAGAUUCCUUUUCUGGAUCCAAAUCUCUCUCUUUCAACCCACAAACUGGAUUCAACCUCCGCCCGAAAUCUGUCCAAAUCAGAGCCAUGGAGGCCUCCCUAGACUACCACUUUGGAACCCAACUGCAAACCCAUAUCAAAACACCAACAAGCCUCAAAAUCGCAAUCAUUGGGUUCGGCAACUUCGGCCAGUUUCUAGCAAAAACCUUCGUCAGCCAGGGCCAUACCGUCCUCGCCCACUCUCGCUCUGACUACUCCGACACGGCCGCUAAGCUCAGCGUUUCCUUCUUCAGUGACCCGCACGACCUCUGCGAGGAACACCCAGAAGUGGUGAUGCUAUGCACCUCGAUCCUUUCGGCAAAAUCCGUGCUCAAAUCGAUUCCAUUUCAUAGACUGCGGCGUAGCACGCUGUUUGUGGACGUUUUGUCGGUGAAAGAAUUUCCCAGAAGCCUAUUUCUCGAAAUCUUGCCUGAAGAGUUCGAUAUCCUCUGUACACACCCAAUGUUCGGUCCGGAGAGCGGCAAAAAUGGGUGGGCAGGCCUUACUUUUAUGUACGAUAAGGUCAGAAUCGGAAACGAUGAUCCUAGAAUCUCAAGGUGUGGGAGAUUCUUGGAUGUUUUUGCAAUAGAAGGGUGCAGAAUGGUGGAGAUGAGCUGUGCAGAUCACGACAAGUACUCAGCGGAGUCUCAGUUCAUAACCCACACAAUGGGGAGGGUUUUAGAGAGGUUCGGGUUAGAAUCAAGCUCCAUUAACACCAAAGGGUAUGAAACAUUGCUGAAAUUGGUGGAGAACACAGCCAAGGACAGCUUUGAUUUGUACUGCGGGUUGUUCAUGUACAACAAUAAUGCCAUGGAGCAGCUGGAGAAGCUGGAGUUGGCCUUUCAGUCUCUGAAGAGGGAACUUUUUGGGAAUUUGCAAUCUCUUUAUGGAAGGCAGUUGUUUGAAGAAGGAGAGUGAGAGGAGAGAGACCUGGCGCAAAAGCUGCUCCUUAAUAGUGUUUUGGAUUAUUGGAAACUUACAACUCUUUAGUUGGUUUGUUUAUCAUCGGGAGGAGUGCAAAUGCAAUGGAAUUAUUGAAAAUCAAAUUUCAUUCUUAUGAUUUA
Vitis vinifera (wine grape) is the source of this 1366-nucleotide messenger RNA. RefSeq names its product arogenate dehydrogenase 2, chloroplastic. The record is from RefSeq and is marked validated. Lineage: Eukaryota; Viridiplantae; Streptophyta; Magnoliopsida; Vitales; Vitaceae. Gene Ontology annotation, molecular function: prephenate dehydrogenase (NADP+) activity; prephenate dehydrogenase (NAD+) activity; arogenate dehydrogenase (NADP+) activity. The coding region runs from base 102 to 1220 and encodes 372 amino acids. The transcript has a single exon. Gene Ontology annotation, biological process: L-tyrosine biosynthetic process.